CUGGUAGUCGUCAUCUUUUCAUUUUUAGACACACUUUGCUCUGGUGUCCUUUGUGGAGAAAAUGCCAGGUGCGUCAAUGGACAAUGCCGAUGUGAAAGUGGCUUCUACGGUGAUCCGAACUAUUCGUGUCAAUUCAUUGGUGGUGAUAGACCCUCGGCCAACCCACGGUGUCGCGCUCCUCUUGAUCCUGGCCAGUGUUUCGCGCGUCUUGAGAAGUAUGGCUACGAUUCACGAACUGGCCGCUGUGAGAAAUUCACAUACACCGGUUGCCAGGGCAACAGCAAUCGAUUCGAGACACUGGAAGAGUGCGAACGAGAGUGUCUUUCAAGGCAAAUCGGAGACAAAUGUGCAACGGUGCAGUGUGGCUACAACGCUCGUUGCCAAGAUGGCUACUGUGUUUGUGAAGACGGUUACGAAGGUGAUCCCAACAGGGAAUGCCGUCUCACUGGUGUCAGGGAGUUCAGUGUGGUCACAACGCUCAAUGCAUCGAUGGCCAUUGUGAGUGUCUACCAGGGUAUGAAGGCGAUCCACGGAGGGAAUGCAGAACUAGUGAAAAUUGUAGAGGACAGCGCUGUGGGCCGAAUGCAUAUUGUCGUGACGAGGUGUGUCAAUGUGAGACUGGCUACCGCGAUGAUCCCUAUUCCGGAUCGUUGCGAAGGUGUGCAGUGUGCCGCCAAUGCCUUCUGCGAAAGUGGCUAUUGUCGAUGUAAUCCCGGCUACUCUGGAGACGGGUUCAUUGAAUGCAUCUACCAGGGUUCCUGCGCCAACGUCCACUGCGGAGUUAAUGCCCAGUGUGUUGAAGGACGGUGUGAAUGCUGGCCGGGUUACGAGGGUGAUCCGGACAGGAUGUGCGAGAUCGCAAGUGAUCAAGCCUUUUGUGGUGGAAGGCGCUGUGGCCAAAAUGCCUUCUGCGAUCGUAGCCGCUGUGUGUGUGAACGCGGUUUUGAAGGCGAUCCCUACGACGUUUGCACCCCAAUUCCUCCAAAGCCCGAACUCUGUGGUAACAAUUACUGUCACGAAAAGGCUCGUUGCCAUUACGGCGUGUGUUACUGUGAGUACGGUUACGUGGGCGACGGUGUGACGGUGUGUCAGAAGAUCGAGGAAGACCUUUGUAAACGGGUCCAAUGUGCUGAGAACGCGGAAUGCGAGGCUGGUCUUUGCCAGUGCAAAACAGGGUACAAGGGCGAUGGGUUUUCUGAGUGCACUCCCGUGGCCGUUGAUCCGAAUUCCUGCAAUGGCAGAUAUUGUGGAGCGAAUGCGGAAUGCAUAAAUAAUGAGUGCACGUGCAUAUCGGGCUACACCGGUGAUCCUUACGACAUUUGCACGCGCGAGCGACCAUUGCCAGACACCUGUCGCGGCGUCGAAUGCGGUUCCAAUGCCUAUUGCCACGACGGACGCUGUGUAUGCUACGAAGGCUUUGUCGGCAACCCCAAUUUGGCCUGCCGGCCAAAUCAUGAUGCUUCUUGUAUUGGCAUCCGGUGUGGCGUUAACGCCUACUGCACUAAUGGGCAAUGUGUUUGUCGUCACGGCUACACCGGUGACCCAGCUCAAAUUUGCUACCCUGACUGGGGCUCUUCCGGAAAUGAUCUCUGUCGCAGCAUAUCGUGUCAUCCGAACGCAACUUGCUCCCUGGGCCAAUGUCGGUGCAGGGAUGGGUUUGAAGGCGACGGCUUCCUAGACUGCUGGCCCAAGGAUCCUGCAAACCUCUGUGAUUGUCGAGGCUUCCCCUCUACCAUGGCCGGCUGCUCAAAUGGCAAGUGCCGCUGCAUGCCUGGUUUCUGGGUGGGACGCGACAACUACUGCGACGAAUGUCGUGGACAUGGCGAAUGCGCGGCUAACGCUCAGUGCUCCUAUGACAGCCAAAUCCAGCAUUACCGCUGCAGGUGUGACUACGGUUUCCUAGGUGAUGGCGCCAUCGCCUGCAUCCCUGGAUCAGUGGCCAACAAAACCCAGGCAGCGCAGUGUCGAAUACCCUGCCACAAGUUUGGCACCUGCGAUGAGUACGACGGCCGAUGCAAGUGUCGACCGGGCUUCGUAGGCAAUGGCUACACUUAUUGUGACUUUGACUGCAGUCAGUGUCUCGCCGAGGCGCGUUGCGUGCCCGAGUCGAGCCAGUGUAUCUGUCCACCUGGCUAUACUGGAGAUGGUAUCCGCGUUUGCCGUCCCGCUACAAGCCAAGGAGCGUUUGCGCUGCAGAUUGUGAAAGAUGGUGACACAAUUCGCGUUCGUGAGGGUUCAGGCGCAUUUACUCUACGCUGCAUUCUGUCUGGAGAUGUUCAUGGUGUGCAAGCACGCUGGUUAACCCCGGGUGAUGUGGGCCAAACUGAUGAGCAUCAGACACACGAAGGCCGAGAACUCUGGCUCACUUUGGAUGAGCCGAAUGCCUCCAACACUGGUCUAUAUGUGUGCCAGGCUUCAAGGAUGACUGACACAGUGCAGGUGAUAAUUGAACCUCAAAAGCACAGCCAAUCCAAACAGCUGUUCCUCACAAGUGAUAAUGGAAUCCUUACUGUUGAAACCCAGAAAGGACCGACGACAGCUGCUCAGAUCUGGCACAUCGACUGCAAGGCUGACCAUUUGGUGUACACCAGUGAUUCGGGGCAUGCUCUGCGCUUCGGCAAUGCUAGUGCAGUGCGCCUGAGUCAGCCGCCAGAAUUCAUUGUCCAUGACGCCUAUUCCAAGUUCACAUGGAUUGCUGUGGACCCGACUUCAGGCAAUGUCUUUGCAAUCGAUGACAAGCAGAAGCGAAUCGUGGUAGUCAAUCCCGGGCGACCCAACCAGAUGUACACCUUCAAGAAGCUUUACAAUCGCACAUCCAACGAUGAUUUCGUUGUUGGCGGUAUUGCCAUACACCCAGGACUGUCAUUGGUUUACUGGGCUCAGGCAGACAGCACGGAUUCAGCAGUCAAAGAAAGUGUUAUCAUGGUCGCCUCUAUGGCGGAUCCCAAUCGUGUCUCUGAGGUUGUUCGAGUGACCGGUGCACCUGUCUCGAUGAGCCUUGCUGUUUCCGACGGCAUCGUGGGUACUGGAAACACUGCAGGUCGUCUUUGCUGGCUGCAGCGCCGCCAGCUACUGCCGUACUCCCGCAGUGAGAUUCACUGUGCGCAAUUAGAUGUGUCUGGUAGGAAUAUUCACUCGAAAAGUGUUCUGCGGAGUUUUGACACAAGUGAGGAGCCUUCAUGUGGUUUGGCUCAGGACGACCACGCCAUCUUCUGGACUAAUCUGUACCGGAGGACUUAUCAAUCUCACAACCCAUCAUCGCUGGUCUACGUGAAGGGUGUGUGCUGUUCAAAUGGCUUUCAGUCAAUGGCCAUACACAAUGUCUGCAAGCGUUCAAUGACGAACGCAUGCAGUUAUGAAAAUGGUCGUUGCCGCUACUUCUGUCUCCCAGGUGGACGUGAGUCGUCUCGCACUUGCAGAUGCCCGGAUGAUCAACCAAACUGCAUUGCGGAACAUGCCUAG
Mesocestoides corti is the source of this 3462-nucleotide messenger RNA. The record is from the annotation of a GenBank genome assembly. Lineage: Eukaryota; Metazoa; Platyhelminthes; Cestoda; Cyclophyllidea; Mesocestoididae.